Messenger RNA from Bombina bombina (fire-bellied toad), 1893 nucleotides. RefSeq lists its product as uncharacterized. Lineage: Eukaryota; Metazoa; Chordata; Amphibia; Anura; Bombinatoridae. The transcript is spliced from 3 exons. The record is from RefSeq and is a predicted model, not a curated record. The coding region runs from base 328 to 1893 and encodes 521 amino acids. Gene Ontology annotation, molecular function: GTP binding.
CCGUGUCAAGCCCCACCCUCUUUGACGUUUUGCCACAGCACAUCCUCAGCUGUCAACCUCAGAUCUUGGACGCAACCUCUCUCACGCUGACUGCAGCACCUGAUCCUCCUCCUCCUCCAGCUGAUCUCAACGGAGCGGUGACGUCACACGCCUCCAUCCACGCUACCGCUGCUGCAGCCGAAUCGCUCUGCUCUUCCUUCCAUCUCUCUGGAGUUCAGAUUUAUCUGGAACCUGAAGCACCUGAUACAAACAAAGUUGUUAAAGGGACACCUAAGGCUCGCAGUAAACCUACCCUAGUGACGGCUUACUCAAAUCAGUAUCACCAGGAUGUCAAGCAGAACAAUGAAUGUAGCACACACAUUUCUUAAUGAAAGUAAAAAAAUAUCAAAUGGAAAACCCUCGGUAUACCAGCUAAAGACUACACAAGCCCAUGGAACACAUAUAUGUAAUGUGGGGGAAGAAAACAACCAGCAAUCAAAUAAAGUUAUCUUACUUAUAGGUGCGGAGGGAGCAGGUAAAACCACUAUGGCCAAUGCAAUGGCUAACUUUGUCCUUGGAGUUAAAUGGAAGGAUCCAUUUCGUUUUACUCUUCUACAAGAUGCAAACCCAGGUAAUUCCUACCAGCACACACAAGCAGUCACAGGUUACAAGCUCAAUUUUACAGAAGAAUUUAAAAUCCCAUCCUCUCUUACCAUAAUAGACACCCCUGGUUAUAGAGAGACUAGCGAUGAAGAUGAGGACCAGGCAAUCACUGAGCAGAUUAUGGAAUUUCUCACUAGACACAAGGAUGUUACCAAGGUGGAUGCGGUGUGUUUUGUAGUUCAAGCUUCAUUGCUCACUUUGUCUCCAGCACAGAAAAAUGCUCUGAGGUCAAUUCAUUCUAUUUAUGAAAAGGAGACAAAGAUCAUUUUCUUCCUCACAUUUUCAGAUGAAGAGAAACCUCCCGUUUUAGAAGCUAUAAAGGCAGUUAAUAUCCACAAUUCAGUAGACAGCAAUGGUGACCCCAUUUAUUUCACGUUUAACAACUCUGCACUGUUUGCAAACAAUCAACCGCACGAGAAGAGCUUUCUCAAAAUGUUCUGGACAAUGGGAGAAGAACGAAUGCAGACAUUCUUUCAUUCGUGCUUUGAUUCUGAGACUAUUCUCAAGGAUCUACAGCCAAAGCUAAAGGCAGAACUGACAAAACUAGAGAAGACCAGGAAAACAUAUAAUGCUAUGAAGCAACAUCGUUAUCACAUAUGUGCAAACACAAACUUUGAUUAUGAGAUAGAAAUCAAUGUCCACGUUAAAGAGAAGGUAGACAAGUGUGUAACCUACUGCUAUCAGUGCGAUUUUGUCUGCCACUCUGAUUGUGCAAUUAAAAACAACGAAGAGAAAUAUGACUGUGUUGCAAUGAAUAGAAAUGGACACUGUACACAAUGUCAUGGUAAAUGUUUCUGGAAUGUGCAUAUAAAUCAAGACUUUAAAUGGACAUAUAAGCUUGUGAAAAAGAAGAAAAACUUUAAUGAGUUGAAGCAAAAGUAUGGCAUAGCUUCAGACGCAGCUGUGUCCGCAGAGGAAUUAUUUGAAAAAAUUGAUGCAGAUUAUUGGCAGAAGGAGGAAUCGCUCAUUCAACUUCUCAAUAAAUUGUCUGCAAACUUGAAACAUCUGCAUGAAAGUGCCCAGAGUACAAACGCUCUGUCUGAAGAAGAAUACAUUAAAAUGAUGAUUGUCACUGAGAGAAAGCAGGCGAUGCCAGGAUAUGAGGAGAGGAUCCGAACACUGCAAUACGUCCUCAUGAUAUUAAACAGGGAGGAAAAGCUGACACUCCAAGAGAAGGAGAACAGGUGGACAAGCGAGAUACAAUACCAAUGUGCUCCUGCACCAGCCGAAGAUGCAUGUAACAUUUUGUGA